Kluyveromyces marxianus DMKU3-1042 is the source of this 2466-nucleotide messenger RNA. RefSeq names its product dipeptidyl aminopeptidase (gene DAP2). Lineage: Eukaryota; Fungi; Ascomycota; Saccharomycetes; Saccharomycetales; Saccharomycetaceae. The record is from RefSeq and is a predicted model, not a curated record. Gene Ontology annotation, biological process: proteolysis. The coding region runs from base 1 to 2466 and encodes 821 amino acids. The transcript has a single exon. Gene Ontology annotation, molecular function: dipeptidyl-peptidase activity; serine-type endopeptidase activity.
AUGGUUAACGAGACGAGACUGGAUGAGGAGUCUGAGGUUCCGGAGUUUCGCUUGGACAGUGUUCAAUUGAAAAAUUCGAGACGAAAGAGCGCUUUUGUUACGUCGUGUUUUUCUCUGGCAGCAGUUCUGUUUUCAGCAUACCUUUUCAUUAGCAUUGUGUCAUCUGUGCAGUCGUCCAAUGGUGUAUCAAGAAUUCCUAGCUUGCAGCAGAAUAUUACUAGGGAUGGUAGUUUGAAAGUCUCGUUUGCUAAUGUGAGGAACAAGACGUUCCAGCCGGUUUUGAAGCCUUUGCAAUGGAUUAGUACGUCGGAUUCUAAGGAAAAUGACAAAGGUUUGUUUGUGACUCUUGAGAACGAUACAUAUUCUGUGCGGUCAGUUUUGGAUGAAAAGUACAGCAGGAGUAUAUUCGAGGGUACUUCUUUCGUUUUCGAGGGGAAAAACCGUACCGUUGACGGGGUUGUUGCAUCGCCAGACUUGAGUAAAGUUUUGAUCAAGACCAACACGGAAAAGAAUUGGAGACAUUCGUCGUUUGCUACAUACUUUGUGUAUGAUGACGGUAAGUUUUACGAGAUUGGGGAGCAAAUAUCUAUUGCCAAAUGGUCGCCAAACUCUAAAGAUAUUGUGUAUGUGAAAAAGCACGAUAUUUACUUGUACUCCUGCGAGUCAUUCAAAACCGUCGAAAGAGUUACCAAGGAUGGGAGCGAGUUGGUGUUCAACGGUAUUCCAGACUGGGUUUAUGAAGAAGAAGUUUUGGAGGGCGACACUGCUUUAUGGUGGUCUCCCUCUGGGGAUUACUUGGCGUUCUUUAAGAUCAAUGAGACGGGCGUGCAAGAGUUCCCUAUUCCAUAUUUUGUUCAAGAGAACCAAACAGAUCCUGCGUACCCUGAAGUUCGGAAGAUAAAGUACCCCAAGAGUGGCUCUGUGAAUCCUGUAGUGAGACUCAAUGUUUUCGAUUUGAAGUCUAAGGUGUCCUUCGAGGCAAACGCCUCUUCAGCGGAAUCACUAAUCACAGAAGUUACAUGGAUCGGCAACCAUCAAAUACUGGCAAAAACUUCUGAUAGAUCGUCAGAUGUGCUUUCCGUAUACCUCAUCGAUGCUUUAGAGGGAGGAAACAGCGAACUCUCUAGGAAAGAAGAGAGUAACGGUGGAUGGUGGGAAAUCACCCACAAGACCAAGUUCAUUCCAAAGGACAAGAAAAACGGAAGACCACACAACGGAUACAUUGAUCUAGUUCCAAUUAAAGGUUACAACCAUUUAGUUUACUUCACAGGCUCCGACAAGAUUGUACUAACUUCAGGUGAUUGGGAGGUUGUUGAUGGGCCAGCUGCCUUCGACGAAGAGUCCAACACUGUAUACUUCAUUGCAACUAAGAAGGCAUCUACAGAGAGACAUUUGUAUUACGUGAGAUUGGGUGAGCCCUUGAAAGUACAUGCAGUUAGCGAUGUGCACUCCGAUGGGUACUAUUCUGCAUCGUUUUCAGCAGGCGCUCGGUUCCUGUUGCUAAACUAUUUGGGUCCCAACGUUCCCUACCAAAAAAUUAUCGACUUGAAGUCAUCCGAGAAGGACAAAGUGACUCAUGGUAAUGUUGUUGGGAAAACGUUGUACUACCUCGAGGAAAAUAAGAAAUUGCAAGAGGCGUUGAAACCAUAUGCCAUUCCAGAAAGAACAUUCCAGGAAUUAAACCUUGGCUUGGACGAUGAGGGCAAGGAGAUCAUUGUCAACUCUUGUGAGAUUUUACCAAACGAUUUCAACCCAUCUUUGAAAAACCACUACCCAGUAUUUUUCUUCGCAUAUGGCGGGCCUAACUCCCAACAAGUAGCCAAAACAUUCGGAGUGGGCUUCAACCAGGUCGUGGCCUCCCAAUUGGAUGCUAUCGUGGUGAUUGUCGACGGCCGUGGUACAGGUUUCAAAGGAAAGGAGUUCAGAUCUAUUGUUCGUGACAACCUUGGCGAUGUCGAGUCUACCGACCAGAUCCUCGCAGCCAAGCUCUAUGGGAACAAGCCUUACGUCAACAAGGAAAAAAUAUCACUCUUUGGCUGGUCAUACGGUGGCUACUUGACUCUAAAGACGUUGGAAAAGGAUGCAGGUGCUCACUUUAAGUACGGUGUCUCCGUCGCUCCAGUCACCGACUGGCACCUAUACGACUCUGUCUACACUGAAAGAUACAUGCAUACACCUCAACAAAACCCCGACGGCUACGCAAAAUGCAAGGUCCACAACGCCACCGGUUUCGCUACUGUGCCAAGGUUCCUUUUGAUGCACGGAACAGGCGACGACAACGUCCACUUCCAAAAUUCACUAAAGUUUUUGGACAUGCUAAACUUAAAUAAUAUCGAAAAUUACGACGUGCAUGUGUUCCCGGACUCAGACCACAGCAUCAGAUACCAUAAUGCGGAUGUAAUUGUCUACAACAAGAUCCUGAACUGGAUCAGACACGCCUACAAUGGGGAUUUUCUUCUCCAAUGA